UACCUCAGGAAAUUUAUUCGUCUCCGAUCUGCCAGCUUUUUAGGAAAUCCAAUGUGCAAAGACCCAAAUUUCAUGCCAUUCCUGGUCGCCUUUGUCCCUCAAUUGACAAUGGUGGAUUACAUGGCAGUGCUUUCUCAUGACCGGGAAGUUGCCAACGCCAAGCACAAACCCAUUGUGGAUCGCCUUAUCACAACAGAGGACAAACUCAUCAGACGGGCUUCAGUCGUUGAGGCGGAAGAACAGGUUAAACUGCUUCACAAGGACGCAUUCGUGGAUGGAUUUGAAGGCGACAAGUUUUGGUAUUCUUUGUUUGAGAAUGAUUUCGAAGGAAAAUCAAUCAUGCAGUUGGGAGACACUGAAGACAUCCAGAUUGUGUACAAGGAGCUAUUCCGCAACAGCAAUCGCAACAUGUUUGACACUGGGAUGCAGUUUUACGAGUUGAGGCGAAAUGAGAAACAAGCUUACGACAUUGCCGUGAAGGAGGAGAUGGAUAGGAUUCAGAAGGCUGGAAAUGUGCUCACGGAAGAAUUCGUCGAGUAUGGCGCAGCCACUUUGAAGGACAUCAUUAUCCUGGUAAACUUGAAAGACGACGCGGAACGAAAGUUGCAACACGGCAUGAUUCACGAGCUUCCAGAAGAAUAUCCCGACUACGUGACGCAACUGAACGACAUGGUGAAAGAAUACGUGAAAAAACUUCACACCGUUUGGGCAACCUUAAUCAACAAUGAAGUCGAAGUUGAUGAGCAGUAUGAGGACAUAAACGACCUUCUGGAUCGAUCUAUCCGUGAAAUUAUUCAAAACUGGGUGGAACAGUUACGCGGACAGUUUGCAAGUUUGAGGGACGUCGAGCAGCAACUUUUUGAGCGUCUCAUCGAAUCCAUCGUUACUUAUGGAGAAUUUCGCCUGAGUGAUACCACAAUUCCGGAAAAUCUCAAGGAGCUGGUCAUGGACAAGGACUCGUUGCAAAACUACCUUCAACUUUCCCAUGACAAACACAUCUCGGUAAUUGACAGCACGGAAGAUCAACUCGGUCGAAGGCUGAAAGAUUGGCAGGAAGCUUUCUCCAUCGGGAUGCAAGUAAAAGAGUAUCAAAGGAAUCGUGCCCGCCUUGAGGAGAUUUCGCACUUUACCAACACCCACCACGGCUACUUGGAGGACACUCUGGCCUUUGUUCACACGACGGACUACAUUCCACCCGUUCGGGGCGACCAGGAAUGCACUGAUCCCGACGUGUGCAAACCAUUACAGUGGUACGAGCGUCUCACCAAGAGGUUGAGAGCGAAGGAGAAGAAGUUCAAUGCUUCCAUGAUGCCGAAGGGGAGUAAGAUAGAGGCGAAAGAGAAAGCCAGAGAAGGUGGAGGCGAGGGGGCAGAUGGCGAAAGUGGUGGGACAAAGGAAGCAGAAUCUACUUUUGUCUUGUAAAUAUGUGUAAUGUCAAAGGGAAUGAAACAAGUAGUCAUUUGGGACAUGACAAAAUGAGAAUAAAAUGAUAUUAAUAUGAAUAAAUGGGUGGGUGGAUACCGCAAGUGUGCAAAA
This is a messenger RNA of Folsomia candida, 1536 nucleotides long. Its product is annotated as dynein regulatory complex subunit 3. Lineage: Eukaryota; Metazoa; Arthropoda; Collembola; Entomobryomorpha; Isotomidae. The record is from RefSeq and is a predicted model, not a curated record. The transcript is spliced from 8 exons. Bases 52 to 1422 code for a protein of 456 amino acids.